Molecule: messenger RNA, 306 nt
Organism: Echinostoma caproni
Lineage: Eukaryota; Metazoa; Platyhelminthes; Trematoda; Plagiorchiida; Echinostomatidae
Source: the annotation of a GenBank genome assembly
AUGUCGCUCCAUACGAGUUCCCUGCCCAAUGUGCACACCCGUCUACAGCGACUGAUUGUGCAAUGUUCAAAUAACACAGGAGGCAUGAAAGUUCGAUUGACCAAACUGGAAAUUAACGGUGAACCCAUUUUCCUGAAACGACGUGUAAUUCCCUACUACCAACGUGAUGGUGUACUGCAGGUCUUUGAGAAAAUGGAGCGCGAUGGCAUAAUCACACGAAUCACAUCCAGUACGUGGGCAACCCCAAUCGUGAUCGCAAUCAAGAGUGACGGCAAAACACCGCGAGUUUUGCCGACUACCGCUUAA